GUCAAUAUGGCUUUAUGCUUGAGCACGCUGGUGAUGUUCUUCGGGCAGACAAGCAAGUGGUGCUGGCAACUGUGAGACAGACCGGCAUUGCUCUACAGUUUGCCUCAGAGGAGAUGUGUGCAGACAGAGACGUCGUCAUGGAGGCGGUCAGGCAAAAUGGAUUGGCAUUGGAGUUUGCGUGCGAGAAGCUCCGAGCUGAUCGAGAGUUGGUCCGGACAGCGUGUUGUCAGGACGGCCUUGCGCUGGCACUGGCUUCUGCAGCUUUGCGAGGCGAUCGCGAGGUGGUUCUGGAAGCUGUCCGCAGGCAAGGGAGGAUGCUGGAGUUUGCAGCUGAAGAGCUGCAGGCAGACCGUGACCUGGUGCUCGCUGCUGUGAGGACCUCCGGCAUGGCGUUGAGCUUCGCAGCGGAGAUCGUGCUCAUUGCCGUGGCGCAGAAUGGCAACAUGCUGGAGCAGGCUGCCCUGCCUCUCCGUGGCGACAAGGAGGUCGUCUUGAGCGCGUUGAGAUCUGCGGGCCGCGCCUUGCUUUACGCUGCCGUCGACCUGAAGGCGGGGGUUGAUGUCCUCCUUCAGCUUCUGGAGUGCCAUGGCUCCGUCCUGAGCUGCUGCACUCUCUCCGACGAAGAUGUGCAGAGCCUUGCCAGGCACAACAUCGAGAGAACCCUCGCCGAGGGUGCUGUCGAGCUGCGCGAGGAUGCAGAAGUGCUGAUGGCGAUGGUGAAGCAGCACAGCAACGUGGCGCAGUCCGUAGCCUAG
Messenger RNA from Symbiodinium necroappetens, 755 nucleotides. NCBI's taxonomy places the organism in Eukaryota, Dinophyceae, Suessiales, Symbiodiniaceae. The record is from the annotation of a GenBank genome assembly.